Messenger RNA from Closterium sp. NIES-65, 9438 nucleotides. The record is from the annotation of a GenBank genome assembly. Lineage: Eukaryota; Viridiplantae; Streptophyta; Zygnematophyceae; Desmidiales; Closteriaceae.
AUGGCAUAUUCAGGGUGGGAGUGGAGGCGGUCAGAGAGGAGGCAGUUAAGGCAGCAGAGAGGGGGGUCCAUCCAUGCUUCCCCUCUUCACACCCCCUCUUCCCCGCCCUGUGUCGCUCCAUCGUUUCUACGUCCCUCGUGGCAAUCCACCCCACUUCGCUUUCAGACGGAGGGCAUAUUCAAGGUGGGAGUGGACGCGGGCAGGGAGGAGGCAGCCAAGGCAGCUGUGAAUGCGGGGCAGAUCCCGCCCUCCACUGAUGUGCACUGCCUUGCAGCGCUUAUCAAGGCCUGGUUCCGGGAGCUCCCAGACGGUCUCUUGGACGCGCUGCCGCUCUCGCUGCUUGCCUCGGCAGCGGACCCGCACAGCGAGGAGGGCGGCAUGGCGGACGUGCUGGGAGUGCUGCCGCCCGCCUGCAGCUGCCUGCUGGACUGGCUGCUCAAUCUGCUCGUGGAUGUGGUGGAGUGCCACCACUGCAACCACAUGGGCGCCAGGGCGCUCGCCCUCGUGUUCGCACCAAACCUCGUACAGUGCCACCACCGCAACCACAUGGGCGCCCGGGCACUGGCGCUGGUGUUAGCGCCCAACCUCGUGCAGGUGGGUGCGCCCAACCUCGUGCAGGUGGGUGGGUGUGAGCCCGCUCUGCCGGCCCUGCUUGCUGCUCCCUUCUUGCUCUUUCCCGCGCAAAUUUACUGUUUCUUUCCCGCUUGUUUACUGUUUCUCUGUCUCCCCCUCCCUGCCGUUUCCCCUCCGCACCCCCUCCCCAUCCCCUCCCCACCCUGUCUACCCCCUCCCCUUUCCCCUCCCCACCCUGUCUACCCCCUCCCCAUCCCCUCCCCACCCUGUCUACCCCCUCCCCUUUCCCCUCCCCUCCUCACCUCCUCCCCACCAGCUGCCAGUCUCAAGCGCGCCAUGCUGCUAAUGGACCUUCUAGAAGCCCUCAUCGCGCGCAAGCACCGCCACCGCCAGCUCUUCGCGCACCACUGGCCGGGCGGGGGCGGCCGCGGGGGCGCGUCAGUGCUGUCAGCAUCAGCGUCGGUUAUGGACGAAUCAGAGGACUGGGAGGACACGGACCUCGAUUCCUCGCUCAACUUCUCGCUGCUCUCAGGGGCGCAUGGGGGUGUGGGGGGGUUGGGGGCGUUUGGAGGCGCAGCGGGAGCGGAGAGGCUGUUUGGGGCGGGUUUGGUUCGGAGCGGUGCAGGUGGUGGUGGUAGUGGUGGUGGUGGUGGUGCGUCGUUUGGGUCGGCGUCGGUUGUCCAUAGCCCGCGCACUGCGCUGAUGCUCAGAGCGCUGGCAGCGGCUGGGCUUGGGCGGUCGUGGGUUGUGGGCAGCGAUGGGGGGGAAGGGCUGGGGUCAAUAUCUGAGCUGUGCCCCCUAGAGGAUGGGGAGGAGGAUGGUGAGGGCGAUGGGGAGAGGGAUGGGGAGGGUGGGCGGAUGGAAGGAGGGUUGGAGAGUGAGGGUGUAGAGGGAAGAGAGUGGCUGGGUGGGACGAGAAAGAGUGGGGAUGGGAUGGGGAGGAAUGGGGGGAGAGCGGGUGGAGGGGUGGAGGGAGUGGAGGGACUGGCAGGGGCGGCAGGGGAGGGGCGUGGUGGGGAUGGGCGGGGGGAUGGACAUAGAGGAGAGGCGGGCAGUCGCUUGGCAGAGUGGCUGAGGAAUAUUGAUGAGGCCGUGGGGGAGGGGGAAGGGGAAGAGGCAGUGGGGGAGGGGGAAGAGGGUGGAGCGGAGGGGGAGGGGGGAGGGGAAGAACCGGAGGGGGAAGGGGAAGGGGACGACAAGGAGGGGGAGGGGGAAGGGGACGAUGAAGCGGAGGGGAAAGGGGAAGGGGAAGUAACAGUUGAGGUAGAAGUAGACGAAGGAGAAGCAGGGGAGGAGGACGAGGACUUGGAAACUGCAGGGACAGGCAUGGAUGAGCGUGAGUGUGUGGAGGAGGAAGAGGCAGAGGCAGCAGCAGAAGCAGCAGUGUCACCAACACUCGCUUGUGACUUGCCGCUUGCAACAGAAGCUGUGUUGCCCCUGCCACAGGGGGCAGAUGCAUGUAGUUAUGAUGAUAGUGAUGGCGAUGGUGAUGGUGACACUGAUUGUGGGGAUGGGGCUGUGGAUGAGGAUGGGGAUGGUGAUGAGGAUGGCGAUGGAGGCAGUGGUUGCUGUGAUGACGUGAAUGAUGCAGAAGCGGAUGAUCACGCCACUGCGUUGCCUCCAGAUGGCCUUGCCAACACUGACAGCAUCGCCGCUGCUGUUGACGAUUUAAAUUCCGAAGCAGAGUUUGAUGCCGAGGUUGAUGGUGAUGGUGAUGGUGAUGAUGGUGAUGGUGGUGAUGGUUGCGAGAACGUACAUGAUGCUGAUGCUCACAGUCACGGCACUCAUCCUGCCAGUGCCGCCACCACUGCUUCUCACGAGGCCUCGAUGCAAAAGCAGGUUUCGGUUUCCGACUCCCCUUCGGACGCUCCUCACCAGCUCUCUUCUUCCCAACCUCCAUUUCCUCCCUCCACUCUUCCACCUGCCACCCCGGCUGCCUCGCUCCUGCCUGCCACGGACCUCUCUGCUCCACCCGCUACUGCAGACACCACGCAGAGUGCUGCUGCACCUGCCGCUGCCUCUUCUCCCCUCUUUGCCAGCAUGCUCCUCGUACUCGCUGCCAUGCACACUGCCCGUCCCCUGCACCCCGCCCCACCAGCCUUAACACCUCUUGUCCCCACUCCCGCCGCUUCUGCUGCCGCUGCCGUAGACCCUGCAGCGCCAUCCCAAGGCCCCAUGGACCGUACUUUUGAGCUCUCUCUGCCCCACCCCCUCUGCGCGCCCCCCCCUCCCGCUCCGGCUGUACUAGAGCCAGGCCGGGUUCUUGUGCCUCCUGCCAGACGCAGCAGAGCACCUGCUGCUGCGAGCACUGCUGCUGUCGCCGCUGCUGCUGUCGCCCCUGCUGCUGCCGGUGCUGCUGCCACCGCUGUUGCUGGUGGUGCUGCUGCUGGCGCUGCUGCUGACACUGCAGUUGAUGCUGCUGGCAGUGCGGGGCAAGAGGAGGGGAGUGGGCGGGGAAAGAGAGGCUUGACGAAGAUGGGUGCAGGGCGAGGGAAGGGCACAGCAGCAGCAGGAAGGGCGGGAGCAAAGGGCGCUCUAGAGGGAGUGAGCGAGGGGAAGAAGGUGGGUGGAGAGGGAUUGACGAAGGCAAAGGGCAGAGGGAGAGGCAGUGGAGGGGUGGCAGGUGCCGGGACGAAGAGGAGGACGAGUAGUGCUAGCAAGGCAGAGGGGUCAGGGGCGGAGGGGGAUGUUGGGGUGGUGGAGGAGCAAGAGGCGGAGGAUAGGGCCUGCCUGGUCGAACUGCUGGCAGAUGAGGGGCGGAGACACGGUGAGCAAGAGGCAACGGUUAAGGAUGGAGCAACAGCAGCAGCAGAAGCAGACAAGGUAGUGGCUGCAGUAGGCAAGAGGACAGCAGCUGGCAAGGCAGCAACAGGCAAAGCAGCGGCAGCAGGCAAGGUAGCGGCAGCAGGCAAGGCAGCAGCAGCAGGAAAGGCAGGGAAGAAGGUGGUGAGCAAGGGGAAGGGCAAGGCUGCCAAGGUUGCUGACAGGGCGAGAGCGGAGGCGGAGGCAAGGCGGGGCUCAGAGGGGAUGAGGGCAGGCGAGGGUGAGAGCAGCAGCGCAGUGGUGGCAGCGGGUGGGGGCACGGGGGUAGUGGCAGGUGGUGGUGGGGCGAGCAAGGGAGGGAAGGUGAAGAAGAGUGCAAGGAAGGCAGUGGCGGAGAUAGAAGAGAUAGAGGAGAUCGAGGUGGUGGUGGAGGAGGGACGGGUGAAGAAACACGGGCAACCCAAGCGUGCCACCGCCGCCACCGCUGCUGCUGCGGGUGCUGCUGCUCCCAAGCCUCGCAAGCGUCGUGAGGCAGCAGCAGGAGCAGUUAGUAGCGGUGGUGAUGGCACUGGCAGCACUGUUGCCCGCAGGGAGGUGGCAUCUGGGCAGGCCGUGUCUGAGAGGAGCGGCAGGGAGGCAGCGGGGGGAAAGGGGAAGGGGAGGGUUGGCGAGACGGGGGCGAGUGGCAACGGUGGUGGCGGCACAGGCAGCGCCGUGAGGCUGUCUGGUGGAGGGGUGGAGGGACGAGCAGCGAGGGGUGGUGGGUCAGCGAGGGGUGGUGGGGGCGCAAGAGCAGCAGGGAGGGAGGCGGCAAUGAGGGAGGCGUUGGGAAGGGAGUUGGCGUGGAUGCAGCGAGUGAGGGAGAUGCAGGGCGGGGAGUGGGGCGAGCGCUGGCAGCGGUGGCUGCAGGAGAGCGAGGAGAGUAGGAGCGAGGGGGGGAGCAGGAGGGGGGGUGUGAGGGAGGGCGUGCAUGUGUUUGGGGAGGGGACUGCGGUGCGGGAGAGGAUUAGUGAGUGGGAGCGGGCUCUUGCACUUGCCCGCGCUGCUGUUGACGCGGAGGGGAGGGUAGUGGGGGAGGCGGGAGGCGGAGGAGAAGCAGGAGUGGGGGAGGGAGGUAGGGGAGACGUGGGGAGUGGUGGGAGGCGGGGUGGGAGUGGACAUGGGAAGCGGCACGAGGUUGGGGAGGAGAAAGGCGGGGGUGAGAAGGGUGGGGAUGGGAGGGGUCGGGGUGAGAAGGGUGGGGAUGAGAGGGGAGGGGGUGAGAAGGGGGGGCAGCAGGGGGAGCAAGAGGAGAGCAGUGAUUUGUGGCGGUGGAGGAGGGCGUUGGCAGGGCGUGUGGGGGGAGGAGGAGGAGGGGGAGGGGGAGGGGCGGACCGGUUUCAGCCGGCGUGUGUGCUGCCGCCACUCUCCUCUGCCCACCGCUCCCACGGUGCCGCUGCCGCUGCUGCCGGCGGGGCACGUUUUGCACCCCAUGCUCAUGCUCGUGCCUCCCUUGCACACGCACCACCCGACUUCGAGCUUCUAGAAGAAGCAGCAAGGGGUGGGGAUGUGCGGCGGCGCUCUGAAAGCACGCCCGGUGGAGGUGAUGCACGGAUGGUAGAGCAGGCAGGGGAGCACGGCUCUAAGGUGCAUCGCCAGGAGCAGAGCAGUAGUGCAGCACCUGACAGUUUGCUCUCUGCCCACCCCCCACCUGGCCAUCCACCUGGCCGUUCACCUGAGAAUCAGUGUGUGCCGCCCAGUUUGCCGGCUUCAGGUGGUGGAAAGGCAAAGGGGAAGAAAGGGGCGAAGGGAAUGGGCAAAGAGAAGGCGGGUUUGGCAUUGCAGCAAGGGGCUGGGGAUGGAGCCGAGGCGAGUGGAGCAGUGGCGGGGAGUGGGGGCAAGGGAGAGAAGGGGAGGAAGGGGAGAAAGAAGGCGGCAGCAGUGGUGGCGGAGAUGAGGAGGAGGAAGGGCGGAUGGGGGCCACAGGAAGAGGGGGAGGGAGACUUGGAGGGUGUGGAGAAAGCAGCGGGUUGUGAGGUAGCAGCAGGUGGGGCGGCGGUGGUGGGUGUGGCGGGCAGGAGUGCAGCAGGAGAGGCGCAGGUGGAGGUGAGGCUACAGGCAACCGCUGGGCAACCGAGUGAGAGGGAUGAGCAGGAGGGGGAGCAGAGCGAGCAGAGGGAGCAGUUGCAAUGCGAGGCUCCAGAGGUGGCUGGGCAGAGGAGCAUGGUUGGUGUAGGUGACAAGGAUGGCGGCAUUGGUGAGGCUAAUAACAAAGGCAGGCGGUCAGGGGAGGGCUAUGGAGAUGGUACAACUGGUGCUGUGGUGGUGAGCCAACAGAGCCAAUGGGGGGCCAGCAGAGCCAGCAGCCGCAGCAGCAAGAGCAGGAGCAGCAGCAGCAGCGGCGCCAGCACCCCUGCCCCCACCACUCGCCUCCUCCCGCUCCCGGCACCCAACCCUCUUCAUCCCGCCCGUCCCUCCGCCCCCAAGCCCUCUCUGCUCAUGCCCGGCCCCUCCUGCAUCGCCCCUUCCGCCCGGCCUCACUCCUCUGCUGCCGCUGCUUCCUCUCCUCGCCUGCACAACUCGCCCGCCUCCUCCUCCCUCCCCUCUCCCUCCCUCCCCUCCCCCUCCGCCUCCCACUCCACUCGCCGCCGCCUCUCCUUUCAACUGCCCACCGCUGCCGCUGGGCCCCCACGUUCCUCCAUCCCCUCCCUUUCCUCCUCCCUUCUGCACUCCUCCAUUUCUUCCCAGUCAUCCCACACCCUCACUCCCUCUCACUCUCACACUCCCUCUACCUCCUCACUCAUAUCCUUCGCCUCUCCUCUCCCCUCCUCCACUCUCUCUCACCCCUCUUCUAGCCCCUCUGCUGACGCCUCUCUCUCCCACCUCCCUCCCCGUCCUUCCUCGCACCGCCCUCCCCCCAUCCUCCCCCCUUCCCGCCGCCACCCCUCCACCCUCCUCAACAAUCUCACCCCUUCCUCCUCCCACUCCUCCCCCCAGCCAACCUCCUCGUCCCUCUCCUCCCCCCACCUGCCCUCCUCCGUUUUCUCCCCCCACUCGCCCACCACUUCAGACUGCCCUGCCUCUCAGCUCGUCCCCCCACCCUCUCAGCACCCCCCGCCCUCUCAGCACCCCCCGCCCUCUCAAAGCGUCCCCCCACCAUCUCUACCUCCCCGCAAGCACCCCUUCGCCCUCAGCGGCAGCAGCAGGGCGCUGGUGAGAGUGCCGUCUCCAGCCAAGGAGGCUUGCGAAGCGAGUCAACAGCAGCAGCAGCACACCCCAGUCACCAGCAGCAGUGCCCUUGUUGCACCUUUCCCUAACCCCGCCCUUCCUGCAGCAGCCUCGCCUACCAGAGAAACACCUGUCCCCUGCCCUUCCUCCCACGCAGCAGCUCCCUCUGCUGCCAUGAAGCCACCUUCACCAGGUAGAGCCUCCCCUUUGGGUUCUCCUGCCAGGCACUCCGUGCAAGUCAAUAGGCUCAGCCAGAUGCCACCUUCACCAGAUAGCCCCUCUCAACACAGAGCACCCCCUCGAGCUGCAUUUGGCUCCCCUGCUUCUGCCGCUCCCCCUCAUUCGCCCUCCUGUCAUCGCACCGUUCUGCACUCCCCGAGACCGCACUCCCCCUUGGCCGCACCUGCCUCCCCUCCUCGUGCUCACCUGCAUUUGCCUCUGCCCGCCUCAACCUCCCUGCCGCCUGCACCCGCCUCACCUGCACCGGCCUCACCUGGUGCUACGAGCCAUGCUGCAUUGCCGGCCAUGCAGGGCGCUGCUACCCUGCCUGCUAGCAGACAGGGAGAGGGCGCUUCGGAGGCGACUGCAAUUCCUCUCCACAUGCACCUGUCUCAGGGAUAUUCCCACCGCUCCCCACCUCCUCACGCUUUUGCCGGGGAAAUGUUGAUGGCCAAUGGAGGCUCGUCGCGGGUUUCAUCGUUCCGUGACCGCUCACAAGCAGCUCAGUGGCUCUUCUUCCCGCGCCUCCCCCCAUCCAUUGUCUUCUUCCCUCGCCUCCCCCCAUCCAUUGUCUUCUUCCCUCGCCUCCCCCCAUCCAUUGUCUUCUUCCCUCGCCUCCCCCCAUCCAUUGUCUUCUUCCUCUCGUCCAAAAUGCCACUCCCCACCACCUGCCAACCCUCCACCUCCCUCCCACCUGCAUCGAGCACUAUCAGUCCCCCUGCCUCAUCCCCAAACCCCCCCUCGCGCCCCUCUCUUCAGAAACAGCACUCCUUCCCUCCCUCCUCCACUGCCCACGCACGCCCGUCCGCGCCUCUCCCUCCUCCCCUUCCUGCAGAGCCCUGUCCUCGCCCCCGAAGCUUCCACCGUUCCGACUGCCUUACCACCCUCUCCUCCUCUCCUCGCCUCGCACCCUCUCUUUCUCGAGCCUCUCGCUCCUCCACGUCCUCUCGCUCCUCUGCCUCUCAUGCUUCCUCCCCCCAUGCGUCCUCCCCUCAUGCUUCCUCCCCCCAUGCUUCCUCCCCUCAUGCUUCCUCCUCGCGUGCUUCUUACUCUCAUGCUUCCUCCCCUCGCGCUUCCUCCUCUCAUGCUUCAUCCCCUCAUGCUUCCUCCUCUCAUGCUUCCUCCUCUCAUGCUUCCUCCUCUCAUGCUUCCUCCUCUCAUGCUUCCUCCUCUCAUGCUUCCUCCUCUCAUGCUUCCUCCUCUCAUCCUUCCUCAGAUCAUCCUUCCUCCUCCCCUUCCUCACCUCCCUCUCGCACAUCCACCUCUCUCUCCUCCCUGCCCUCCCUCCCAUCCUUUAAUUCCAAUAGCACACAACCGAUGCAACCACCACAGCAGCUGCAUCAACCACCACAGCGGCAGCAGCAGCAGCAGCAGCAGCAGCAGCAGCAGCAGCAGCAGCAGCAGCAGCAUGAGAAUGGGGUAAUUGGUGGGCGGGGCCCAGUGGUUCAGACGGGGGGAGAGGGAGAAGGAGAAGCAAGGAGUGAGGUGGAGAGGGGGUUGUCGCGACGCAGAGGUUCAAGCAGCAGCAGUGAGACUGAGAGGUGUCGUAAGGAAGGGCGAGGGAAGGGGGCAGGGAAGAGCAGCUGCGCAGAGAGCGCCGGUGGGGGAAGCUUUGGUGCGGUAGGAGGUGGUUCGGUAGGAGGUGGUUCGGUAGGAGAUGGAAGAGACACGGGAGGGGCCAGAGUCAGAAGGAGGCGGCCGGAUGAGGAGGAGAGCAGCAGCAGCUGCAGCAGUCGAAACGCGGUGAUCAAGGGGGGAAGGAGAGGGGUGCGCGGAAUUGAGGUGGGGGAGAAGGCAAGGCACAGGAGAGGCAACGCCAGGACAGAGGGGGAUGAGGAGGAGCAGAUGGGUAGAGGCAAGCCAUGGCGCCGAGCUGCUGGCAGGGUGAGGGCUGAUGAGGCUGGGGACGGAGGAGAGGGGCAGAUUACAGCUGUGGAAGAGACGGAGACACAUGGCUAUGGGGCGAAUGAUGGGGUGGAAGAAAAUGGAAGAGGGAAUGGAGGGGGAGCAGGGAAGCGAGAGAACCAGGGGAGUGAUGGGAAAGGGGUGAAUAGGGGGAAUGGAGGGGAUGGUUGGUGUGCGACUUCCAGCAGUAGGAGGCACUUGCAGGACGUGGAGAGCGCACAGCAGAUCACAGGCGUUGAGCAGAAUGCUUGUGAAGCCUCUGAUGCACGGAUCACAAGUGACACAUGUAUGACUGGUGUGGAUGGAAUGGAGGGUGCGGGGAUGAAAGGCGGUGAGAGGAGAGGCAGUGGGAGGAGAAGCGGUGCAGGUGAAGUGGAGAGUGGGGAGAUACAGCAUUGGCAUGCCAGUAGUGCAGGGCAUGGCAGUGCAGGGCAUGGCAGUGCAGGGCAUGGUAGUGCAGGGCAUGGCAGUGCAGGGCAUGGUAGUGCAGGGCAUGGCAGUGCAGGGAGCAUGGUGAGGCAUGAAGGCGGAGAGAAGGGAGGCACAUGGAGCCAUGCAAUAAGUGCAUCGCAGAGAGCCUCCCAGCCCGAAGGUGCGGCUUGCCAGCCACAGGAUGGGUGUGCCUCGACUUACUGCAACUCUGUUGACUUAUUCGACUCGCCUCACUCCUCUGGCCCGUCUGAACCAACUGACUCCCAGACAGUACCCCCAGUGGCUGGGUGGCCUCUGGGCCUUGCCUCGCACCCACCAAGGCACCCAGAGCGGAGGUAA